Trichoderma asperellum CBS 433.97 is the source of this 2027-nucleotide messenger RNA. The record is from RefSeq and is a predicted model, not a curated record. NCBI's taxonomy places the organism in Eukaryota, Fungi, Ascomycota, Sordariomycetes, Hypocreales, Hypocreaceae.
UGCUUGCAAUAUAUUCUGCCUGCGCCACUGUAUCAAGUUUAAUAAAACGGGCUGAAGACAUCGUUACUUUUUCCUUCUUCUUCUUCUUCUUCUUCUUCUUCUUGCUUUUUGCAUUUACAAAGACGCAUACAACUCUAUGAAUUCGAUUUGAAUAGUAAUAAUAAUGAAUAUGGCAUCGCUGGGAAGCCUUCCCGGCGAUCUCAUUCUCGACAUCGCCCAGCAUCUUGAUGCGGCUCGAGAUGUGGCCCAUCUGGGGGCCGUGUCGAAGCACGCUCAUACCGUCAUCAACCAAAGCGGAUGGCGCAGCUUCGUGAGAUCCAAAUUCCCAUCUAUCGACGUUGCGCCAGGAGCCUUGAUGGGGUGGAAUGCCGUGGCAGACCGCUUGACGUAUCUAGACCGGUGCUGGGACAGCCGUGGUAUCACUUUCACGGUUUACGGAGAAAAAUCACCGGCGCGGCCUAAGAGGAGGGAGUUUGCGAGGAGCAGACAGUCGGUGAACUUUCACUCAGUCAUGGAUGCUACGACAAUCUUAUCAACGCAGGAGGAAAUGCUGGUAUACGGUGCGGGAGAGAACUUGGUGCUCAGACGAAAGGACACGAGUGGGAGGGGCCAAGACAGCUGGAGCAAGCUGGCUGGCCGGGAAACAGGUUAUGCGGCUGGAACCGGCGAUGUGACGGCGAUAAGCAUCAUUCAGCGCCAACAAUUCCCCGAGGUGGUUGUUGGAAGAGCUACCGGGGACCUUCAACUGUUGUCUGCUAGAGAUGAGAUCUUAACGGAUGCAUCUCAAACAUUCCCGCCUACGCACGACACAAACAAUGAGUCCAAAGCACCACUGACACGAAGGUCUCCUGGCCAGAGAGCGGUUUCGUGGACUGAAUGGCAACCCGACAGUCAGCUUCUGGCAAGCUGCAGAAGCUCAGUCUUGACGCUAUACAAUCUUUCCGACACAGAAGAGGCAACACUCAAACCUGUGUUAUUCUAUGACGUGUCCAAGGAUAGCGCUGCAGAUGAGAUAUCGCUCUUGCGUAGCGUCAAGUUCAUGAGCCAGGAUGUGGUAGCCUGUGGACUUGGUGGCUGCAGCGACCCCUUGAGAUGGGCCAAGAUUCGACCUACAGGAAUCGAAAUGCUCAAUGUGGCAAAGGAGGGUGCUGUAGGUGACUCUACGGAGAGACUAGCUGAGAAGACGACGGUGCGCUCUAUGCAGCCGGUUCCUAAGAUGAAUGAGAAUCUGCUGCUCAGCGCUUGGGACGACGGAAGCCACAGGCUGUCUGAUUUGCGAUCUCCAUUGGGUCACGACGUCCUGUAUCGUGAUGGCUUCCAGCCUUAUCAGGCCAGUAGCUCAAUGCUGGUAUAUGGAUCCGAACGAUUUGUGGCAGGCAACAACUGCAGUCCCGACAUUCGAUUCUUCGACUUUCGAUUUCCAAAGUCGUACUAUCAUACCAAUGCCAUGCCUUGUUCUGUGGAUGUUCCUACUCCUGGACGACCUUAUCAGUUCGGUGAUAUUAUCGAAACCAAUGGUCUGCAGAUCCAGUCGACUGAUACAUGCAACCCCUCGUGUGGUCAAACAUGUACAUGGCAUCAUCUAUCAAAGCAGGACAGCUGGCGGCCAGAUGCAGUCAUUCACAUCUACAGCGCUUCCAUGGACCGAGUCCAUUGUCUCGCCAAGGCAUCUGACUUGUCAACGUCCUUCUACUGCGGUGUCAGAGGGGCUCUCGUAGAGGCGACAUAUGCUCUUGGCGAAGACGUCUACUCUGGAGCCGCAGUCUCCCGCAGAUCAGCUCCAGACGGAUGGCAGGCCAGCGACCCCGAGGGAAGAGUUUCGCUCAUGGAGACGGGAGUCGGGCUCCGCGACGGAGAGUCGCAGCUGGAGGAACAAACACAGACGAGGAUGCCAGAGCUGUAUUACUACGAACGAUGGAGAAUUCCAGAGGCGGGAUCUGAAGAAGCAGAGCCGUUGAAGAGAGAGGAAGGACGGCGACUGGACCCGGCGUUGGUGGCUAGCAGAAGGGGUAGAAGUUGAUGGGGAA